Lobosporangium transversale is the source of this 572-nucleotide messenger RNA. RefSeq lists its product as hypothetical. Bases 1 to 357 code for a protein of 118 amino acids. The transcript has 3 exons. NCBI's taxonomy places the organism in Eukaryota, Fungi, Mortierellomycota, Mortierellomycetes, Mortierellales, Mortierellaceae. The record is from RefSeq and is a predicted model, not a curated record.
AUGCUCAUCAAUUUACCCUUUUUACUUGUCCGAAGACGCAGGAUAUGGGGAGGGGAGGCUAAAUACCAGUUUAUUAAUAACGACAACACUAAGCGACCAAUAUUAUCAGCAUUCUUUCAUGGAUUGGAGGUUCCUUGCGGGAUAGGCUUUUGUAUUUAUGAUCCUGCUUGGAUUAAGAGAACUGGCAAAGCUUCAAGGAAUAUCGAGAAGUUCUCGAUGACUCGAGGUUCAAGAGUGCAGUAUCGUUUCCUAGAUGGGAUAAUCAAGCAAAAGUCCGGACAUACUUCAAACACUUGUACGAUAUUUGGAGAAACAAGGUUCCUCAAGCUCUGCAUCAAAGCUGAGAGGCCAUUUUAAUGAUCAAGCAAUCGAGAUGCUAUAUACUUGGUCCUGUGGUCGUCUCCGUCCAAUGAUCACUAUAAUAGAAAACCUCAUUGGACGUGCCGACGCAGGCCUUUGGAAGCAAGAAAUCAAGGGCCUGGUGUGGUCGCUCACUGAUCCAGGAUAUAAAGAAUCUGGUAACCUAUGCCAUGAGUAAUCUAGGAUUCUGAAGCGUAUUAACAAAGGGGAUG